Phaeodactylum tricornutum CCAP 1055/1 is the source of this 2226-nucleotide messenger RNA. RefSeq lists its product with no specific name. Gene Ontology annotation, molecular function: monoatomic cation transmembrane transporter activity. The record is from RefSeq and is a predicted model, not a curated record. The transcript has a single exon. Lineage: Eukaryota; Bacillariophyta; Bacillariophyceae; Surirellales; Neidiaceae. The coding region runs from base 48 to 2210 and encodes 720 amino acids. Gene Ontology annotation, cellular component: membrane. Gene Ontology annotation, biological process: transmembrane transport; monoatomic cation transport.
ACGAGAGAGUGCAUCCCGUAAUUGAACUUGGGAUCCUCUUCCUCUUCAUGACGAAGUCAGUUUUACGUCCGUACCGGACGGCUCCCGUGGGACGAAUCGAUGCGCAGACACAGGCCUUUCACACCAAGCUCGCCAUCUCACUCGCCUUGGUAUCCGUCGCACUCUUGGCUGUACUCUCACUCGUCUACGGACCAGGAAACGUCUCCACAUCCACAGCGGUGGGGAGUCACAACUGGUACACGGCUCGUGUGCUCCAACAAAACACAGACGAUGCGACUCCCACCGAUUACACGUCGUAUUCCUGCCACUACAUCUUCGACGUGACUACGGAACCCGGUGCCGAUCGUUGUCAGUUUGCCCGCGAAUGCAAUCUCGGCGACGGACUCUGGGCUCCCUUUGUCUUUUGUGGAUCGGCAAGUUCGUUCUCUGCCACCACGUGGACGGCAAUCCUUAGUCCUUUCCUAUUGUUCUGGAUGGUCUUGCUCUUCCGGAUGCUCGGGAGCACCGCGGAAGAGUUCUUUUCACCCGCUUUGGAAAUGUUCUCCUUCAAACUGGGACUCCCCCCGCGCUUUGCCGGAGUUUCCUUGUUGGCCCUCGGCAACGGUGCCGCCGACGUGAGCGCCACCGUCGCCGCCAUUACCACCGACCCCGUCAACGGUUACCAGCUCAGUUUGGGAGCCCUCACCGGAGCCGCCAUGGUGAUUGGUUCGGUCGUUUCGGCACUCGUCGUGCUCGUCGCUGGUGGAGUUCCCUGUCGCGGGGCACUCGUGCGUGACGUAGCGGCUCUCCUCGUUGCCAUUGCCGUCGUCUGGUACCGACUCGCCUCCGGGACCAUGGGACCGGAUAGUAUCACCAUAUUCCUUACCCUCUAUUUCGUCUUUGUCGUCCUCGUCCUCGCCGCCGACGUCUACCACCGUGCCGUCGUGCUCCCCCGACGCAGUCGACAAGCCGACGAUCGCGAACGUGAACGAGAAUUGGCGGAACGGCGCCGCGUCGAAGCCGAUGGUUCCGCGGUGCCCGGGGCCAACCCGGCCGUCGGGCCAUCGCUAUCGUCCAACACACCAUCCCACGGCUUGGACCAGUUUCUCACGGCUCUUUCCAAUUACGACAACGAUCCCCGGACCACCGGAUGGGGAGUCGAGUCGGAAGACUUGGCGGACGAUCGACCGGUCCGCCUGCACGGAUCGCAAGGCAUUUUGCACGGUCACGCGCCGACACCGGAACGUCUGGAUUCCACCACCGAAGGGGGAAUCGCGCACCACUACAACAUGCUGGAAGACGCCGUGGAUCGGACCUGCGUGGAAGAUGGCAGUCCCGGCUUUUCCGCAUCCAACUGGUCCGGGGCGCUACAGGACGGGUACAGUGAGUUGCGAAAACACGCGGAGCAAACGUGGGAGGACAUUGUCUACAAUGCCGACGUCGGCCUCGUCUCCAAGAUUUUGUUGAUUGCCGAAUUUCCCUUUACCGUUUUACGCAAAGCAACCGUUGCCAUUCCCUGUGAGGGGUACUACGUGCGUGCUCUAGUGGCCUUGUCAUUGGCGCUAUCACCCGUAUGGUUGGCGUUUUACAUGUACCGGAGUCACGACACGAACGUCCUGGGGACGGCCUUUGGGAUUUUUUGGGGUAUCAUGGUACUGGCAGCGCUGCUGGUGCUGCGGUACGCUCCUGGUGGACAAGGCAACAUGGCUCUGUCGGUUGCGACACCCAUUGCCUUGUACGGAUUCGUCGUUGGAGCCACCUGGAUUGAUACCAUUGCCGAUAUGCUCGUGUCACUCCUUGAUUUCAUCGGCAUCGUGUUGCGGAUACCCGGUCCGAUUGUUGGCCUUACCAUACUGGCCUGGGGUAAUUCCAUGGGCGAUUUGAGUGCCAACGUUACCAUGGCUCGUAAAGGGUUGGCCAACAUGGCCAUGACGGCCUGUUUCGCCGGCCCGUUUUUCAACAUUCUCAUGGGCCUGGGGUUGGGCUUUGGGCGGUUGGCGGCCCAAACCGGACAGAGCGAAUUCCAAGUGUCGCUGUCGCCGUCGGUCGUGACGGGUUUUUUGUUUAUUGUAUUGAAUUCGGUGACCAUCAUCGCGACCGGGCUAUUUUUUGGAGAAAUCGGGACCAUUCCCAAAAAUUACGGCUACAUUGCCUUGACUCUAUACACGGUAUACUUGGUAACGUCGAUUUCCCUACAGUAUUCCAAGUAUGGCCAGGAAAAGGAGGUAUAACGCAAGGGACGACUGC